AUGGGAUGGGUGGUGGAGCAUGAGGGUCAUCAACUGAUACUGGGUAGGAAAAAAUAACAGGUUGGCAAGAAAAUAAGACUGCGAAAACAAGAGUGGUACUGUACAUUUUCUAAAAUUAAAUUGGGUAACAGAAAAUGUAAAGGCAGAGAAAAUAAUAAAAUACUUUAUCGGCAAAUGCGCGCAAAACCUGUUACUGUAAUAUAAAUAAUUUCUGACUUGCCCUGGAAAAAUAUAUCGUUCUAAGAUCAUUCCUACUAGUUCCUUGCUUGAUAACAACCUCGAAAUUCGACAAGGUUAUCUUCAUCUAAUUCGAUUACUGGGGGCUCUUCUGUUCUCGAGUUGUCAAGGAUAAAAUAAAUUUUUUUUAUCAAAACUGAUAAAUUUAUGAGGCCUACAGUAACCCAAAAUGGUUGUUCUGCUGUUCUAGUAUGGUCUAUUUUAUAUUACUUUAGACUAUGAUUACUUACAAAAUCUCCAAAAAACCUGAACCCUCCUCUCUCCGAACUCGGAUUCGUUUUUUGGUAUUAGCGAAAUCAGAGUGAACUUGAGUGAAGAUAACCACGCUAUGCCGUAAAGUCGAACGGAACGUUGGCGUUUUUACAAUUGGGUGAUGUCUUUAAUGGAUGCAUAAAAGUAAUGCGGUCAAUGUAAGAUUACUCUCUCUCAUAUGCAAGGGUCAUCUUCUGAAUAGGGCUAAUUCAUCAAAAAUUUGUAGGACCCUACUGUUUUAUGCCCUCCGGGGGGUGCACUCGGCCUGAUGAGUACAUAAAAAAUGGAGUCGAAGCGAAUAAAAAUACCUAAGAUAAUGUUUUGGAUGGUCUCCAGACGUCGGGUCACGCCAGACGUCGAGAAUCCGAAAUGACCAGUCAGCUGAACAGAUCUAAUAAUAUGAAAACAGAAUUAGAACGGCCAGAAAUAUCGGAACGCGGCCUUUACUGUAAUAAACCCGCCAGAAAUUAUCAAUAGAUUGGUGAUAAGGCCUGAUUAAAGCCGAGAGCAAAGCGAAUCGAUAGCCGAACAGGUGAUAUUGCCAAGAUUUGGGCUUCCGCAUGAUUUCCCAUUAAUUACUGGCGCUCAUUAAAGCGUCUAUUAGGCCAAAGGUUCUUCUGAAUUAUGGCCGGAUUGGACGUGGAAUUGGAGAUUUAUGGGCAUCCAAGGGCUUUGUUCUUGUACUUGUUCUGUUCUGAGAGGAAUUUCAUCGGGAUUUGAAUUGUUUUGACGAAUUAACUCGUAAAUACUGUAUUUAUGUCACAAUUUUUAGCCAUUGAAACAAUUUUCAUUUUCAAUAACUAUUAUAAUAAAUUCAUAAUUAAACACACGUCUCCGAAAUCAAAAGAGACUCUAAAUCAAGGUUUAGUCAGCUUGAUUUGUCAAUUAUAAUUUAAUUUUUGUGCUCCAUACACUUUUUAUAUGUUCCAAUAGGCCUUUCAUGUGUUUCCAAAAACUUUUUUAUAAAAAGUCACGAUGGAUUAACCUUACUAGUAUACUUGGAGCUCCAAACCGACGUUUUUUUGUAUUUCCAUGAAGUCUGAAUCAUGCUUUCGGGAACAAAAAUGAUCUGUCAAGGGGAAGUUCGAUCGAGCGAGAGGUGAAAGAGAUCAAAAAAAACUUUUAAAAUGUUUACUCUUUCAAGCAUUCUUGGCUCAAAUCGUAUCUGUAAAUAGCGAUCUUAUCCCUUUCUUUCUAUUUUAUUCAAUCCAAUUGGCCUUUCUCAGGAGAUGAAGGUUAUUUUUGUAUUUCUUUUUACAGUCUGCAUUAUAAAUUCACAAAAGCUCCGGUUUGUGCAGACAAUCUGGAGACAUGGAGAUCGAGCGCCCAGUAAAUUACCGUAUCCUCGGGACAAAUAUGAUGAGAAAUCUUGGCCCAGAGGAUGGAGUAUGCUGACCAAUGUAAGAGAACUAAAUUAAUCUCCAAUUUCCUUUCAAAACUGUGGUAAUGAUCUUUCAUAUAGAUGGGAAUGCGUCAAAUGUACGAGCUCGGCACCUUCUACAAGAUAAGAUAUAAGAACUCCGGAUUUGUUGGUCGGGAGUAUAAUGCCAAAGAGGUUUAUAUUCAGUCCAGUGAAUCGGACAGAGCUCUCCAGAGUGCACAGGCCAUGUUGAGUGGAUUUUACCCUCCGGCGGAGUCAGAUCUCUUUCUUCGAUCCAUUUUUUGGCAACCAAUACCUAUCCAUGGAAGUCCAAAAGUGGGAAAAGACAUGGUGCGUGUCUACUUGAUACUUGUACUGAUCUCCCGCAAUAAUAAAAAAAGUUUAAAGCAUCUUAUUAUUAUUUUCAGAUGUUAAAACCCACCUCAUUCGACUGUCCCGCUUAUGAUGACGAAUAUGAUCUGGUCAAGGAGAAAAUCGAUACGAUGUUGAUGCAAAAGUAUCAAGACGUGGUUGAGUUUCUGCAAGAAUCAACCGGAUAUGGCGAGAAUAUCACACUGAGAGACGUAAAGCACCACUUCCAAGUACAAAUUAUAUUACUUUAUCUUUCAGGUCAUAUCUACAGCUGACAUUCAAUUAGAACUUCUCCACAAACUAAAUGAUCAGCCCUUAUGGAUAGCCAAGAAGUGGCCUCAGUAUUCGAAUAACAGCACCUUGGAUGUUAUCCUCGAGAUUAAGAGAAUUCAAAGGCUUUCUCAAUUUACUGAACCUAAGUUAGCUAAACUAAGAGGUGGAUAUUUAUUGGGGGAUUGGAUAAAGCGAUUGGAGAACAUACAGAAUGGCACAGAAUCCAGGAAACUGGUGAUGUAUUCAGCUGUAAGGUCAUAAGUAUUCGAUUGACAUUGCUUUUAGCAUGACGGAACAUUACUGGCUUUAAUGGGGACAAUGGGAGUUUUGGAUGGGGACAUGAUCCCUUAUGCAAGUGCUCUGAUUUUGGAGGUUACAGAAGACGAUAGAGGAAAGUACUAUGUGCAGGUAGGCGCAAUAUGUAAUCUUUAUAGGACCUCUUUAGAUGUACUACCGUAAGACCGGCUACGGUAGCAUAAAAACGCAGAAAAACGAACCAAAUUUAAUAAAAUUAAAAUUUUCCUGCGGCGAUAAAUGUCUACUCAAUGAUUUUAUCGACGAAAUGAGACCUAAGGCCAUUUUGAACAAGGUCGACAUGUAUCAGGUGAGCAGAUAUCUCUUUAGCGUUACUGUAACUUCUUUAGGAAUGUGGUCUUGAAUAUUGCCUGAGGGAAAUGGAAGGUCUCCCUUAUUGCUCCAGCCUCUCAACAGCUCUAAAGUCAUCCUUACUUUUAAUUCUGACAACUACGACACUUCUUUUAGUCUUAAAUAAGCUAUUUUGA
Messenger RNA from Bursaphelenchus xylophilus (pine wood nematode), 3276 nucleotides. The record is from the annotation of a GenBank genome assembly. Lineage: Eukaryota; Metazoa; Nematoda; Chromadorea; Rhabditida; Aphelenchoididae.